Fomitopsis serialis is the source of this 1096-nucleotide messenger RNA. Its product is annotated as heat shock protein 30. The transcript has 4 exons. NCBI's taxonomy places the organism in Eukaryota, Fungi, Basidiomycota, Agaricomycetes, Polyporales, Fomitopsidaceae. Bases 152 to 970 code for a protein of 272 amino acids. Gene Ontology annotation, cellular component: plasma membrane; endoplasmic reticulum. The record is from RefSeq and is a predicted model, not a curated record.
GUUCCGAGUUCGUGGUUGUAUAUAAGACGCCAUUGGCGGGGCCUCCUCCUCAUCCCCAUUCCUAGCUCGCUCACGAGUACUCGCUAACGACCCCCAAUCCUCCCUCACCCGCACUAACCCCCUUCAUACGUGCCUAGUAGUCCGCUCACCAAUGGCCGGAAACCAGGCUGUCGGCAUUAACCCCCCGGAUGCCAUCGAACACUUGACGACCCAAGCUUCGGACUGGCUUUGGGCGGCCUUCUCCUUGAUGGCGGUCUGCUUCUUGGCUACCUUGUGUUGGAGUGUCAUGAGACCCCGUGGCACUCGUCUGUUCCAUGAGAUCGCCGCAGUUGUACUCUUGACCUCCAGCCUUGCCUACUUCUCGAUGGCGUCUGAUCUUGGCGCAACGCCGGUGGCUGUCGAGUUUCGCGGCGACGGUGGCGACCCUACCCGCCAGAUUUGGUAUGUCCGGUACAUUCAAUGGUUCAUCACGUUCCCCUUGCUGCUCCUUGAGGUCCUGCUCGCCACCGGCCUUCCGCUUUCCGACAUCAUCACGACCCUCUUCAUGAGCAUCGUCCUCGUCAUCUGCGGCCUGGUCGGUGCACUCGUGCACAGCACCUACAAGUGGGGUUACUACACCUUCGGCUGCAGCGCACUCCUCUGGAUCUGGUACGUGCUCCUCUGGCACGCGCCGUCCACCUCCUUCGCCAAUGGCGGCAUCGUGCGCCGGGGCUACUACCUCGCCGCGGGCUACCUCUCCUUCAUGCUGAUCACCUACCCAAUCUGCUGGGCGUGCGCGGAGGGCGCGAACGUCAUCACCGUCGACGCGGAGAUGAUCUGGUACGGCAUCCUCGACUGCGUCACCGCGCCCGUGUUCCUCGCGGUCGUCCUCUGGCAAGUCCGCGCUGUCGACUACGACGCGUUCGGCUUUCGCUCCGGCAAGUACGUCGACCACGGGGCGUCGGAGAAGCGUGGCGCGCCUCAAGCGUAACACUGGCCGAGCUGUCUUGCCACGAAAGUCUCUAAACUCCUUUCUUCCUCUUUGAGGGCCCGACUGUUGACGACCUGAUGAAUCUACGACAUGAUACGAGCGAGUCUAAUGUCCCAAUGUACUUAC